Molecule: messenger RNA, 944 nt
Organism: Dioscorea cayenensis subsp. rotundata (Guinea yam)
Lineage: Eukaryota; Viridiplantae; Streptophyta; Magnoliopsida; Dioscoreales; Dioscoreaceae
Product: histone H3-like centromeric protein cnp1
Exons: 7
Coding region: 43-531 (162 amino acids)
Cellular component (GO): nucleosome
Molecular function (GO): DNA binding; structural constituent of chromatin; protein heterodimerization activity
Source: RefSeq, a predicted model, not a curated record
GUUCCACAGAGGAGUUCCAUUUUCUCUCCGUCCUGCCGGGCAAUGGCGAGGACGAAGCACAUCUCCAGCCACCCAAGCCGUCGAUCAAAGAAAAAGCUCAACUGGGGGCAAUCUCCGCUUCAACAAGGUCAAGCGGAUGUAUCCACGCCGCCUUCUCGAUCUACUCGCCAGAGAGCCAAGGAGAAUGAUCCUCAAGUGGGAGGGAGUGCUGCUCAGGCAAGCGGUAAGAAGCGGAGGUUCAGGCCGGGAACAGUAGCUUUGCGCGAGAUUAGGAAGCUGCAGAAAUCCUGGAAUCUCCUUAUCCCUCAUGCACCAUUCUUCCGAGUUGUGAGGGAGAUUACAAGUACCUAUUCCAGAGAAGUUAGUAGAUGGACACCGGAAGCUUUGAUGGCCAUCCAGGAGGCAGCUGAAUAUUACCUGGAGGAGUUGUUUGCAGAUGCAUAUCUAUGCUCGAUUCAUGCAAAACGUGUUACACUAAUGCAGAAGGAUAUACAGCUAGCCCGGCGUAUUGGUGGGAGAAGGGCAUGGUGACAUAUGUUGAAAAAAAUUGAUAAAUACCUUUGUGCUUAUGAAUGCUCUUUGGCAUAGUAACAGGAACCUGAUUUUUAGCUUAUAAGAUGCAUUAUUCACUGUAACCAUUUGAAGAUCAUGGGCUGCAAUGGAAAGAACUUUUGGGUUGCAGAGUAAUGGAUUAAGAUGGUUUACCAGGACUUAUCACUUGAUGGUAUUUAGAAUUCUUUACACCAUACACUUGACCCUGCUGAGAAUGGAUCAUGGUGUAAUCUAUGUGAGUAGCCAACCUUGAUGUAUGUGGGAUAGAGAAUGGCCUCACCUUUUUCUUGUUACCAACCCCGAUUAUAAAGUUGUCUUGGUUACUUAGUUAUUUUGAAAGACUUUGGGUAGCAGGAUUAUUUUUUCAUUUGGAUUAAUAUUUUCUUUUUCAA